Messenger RNA from Seriola dumerili (greater amberjack), 4708 nucleotides. RefSeq names its product SHC adaptor protein 1 (gene shc1). NCBI's taxonomy places the organism in Eukaryota, Metazoa, Chordata, Actinopteri, Carangiformes, Carangidae. Gene Ontology annotation, molecular function: receptor tyrosine kinase binding. Bases 80 to 1870 code for a protein of 596 amino acids. Gene Ontology annotation, biological process: intracellular signal transduction; cell surface receptor protein tyrosine kinase signaling pathway. Gene Ontology annotation, cellular component: plasma membrane. The transcript has 12 exons. The record is from RefSeq and is a predicted model, not a curated record.
GAGACAAAGAGACGUUGAUUGAAUCACUAGAGCCUCUGUGGACUUGCACGGAUAGAAAAACUGACACUGCAGAUUCAUUAUGGAGCUUGUCCCAAAAACCAAAUACACCCACUUUCGGAGUGAAUCGCUGAGCUCAACUGAUGAAACAAACUCCAAUCCAUCAUCGUUCCCUCCUUCCAGUCCUGCUACCCCGCUCACUCCCUCCCCUGGUUUACCUUCUUCUCUCUCUUCCUCAUCUCUCACUCCCAUCUUGCCCCCCUCUUCUCCCCGCCCGGCAGAGAACAGCCCCACCACCCUUUGUUCCUUCUUCCCUAGGAUGGGAUCUCUUCGUCUGGGCGUCUCUGCCACUCUUCUCCCAGGACUCAAGGCCUCAAACAGGCCGCAGCAACCUCAGGCGCCUGUUGAGUCCUCUGGGGACGACAGGAGCAGCUCUAGCUCCUCCCCUCCGCUUCAUCACCCUGUUCCCCCUCUAACUGCUCCUUCUCCCCCUCCUCGACCUCCUCUGCAGGAUAUGAACCGGCUGGGAGGGGCGUCCAGGAGGGCACGGGUGGAAGGAGGGCAGCUGGGAGGAGAUGAGUGGACGCGCCAUGGCUCCUUUGUCAACAAGCCCACCCGUGGCUGGCUGCACUCCGACAAUGUGGUCAGCACCACCGGUGUUUCCUACACUGUACGGUACAUGGGUUGCGUGGAGGUGCUACAGUCAAUGCGAGCACUGGACUUCAACACCAGAACUCAGGUCACCAGGGAGGCAAUCUCUGUGGUGUGUGAGGCAGUACCCGGAGCCAAAGGAGCCCAGCGCAGGAGAAAGCCUUCCUCACGCUGUCUGACGUCCAUCCUGGGGAAAAGUAACCUGCAGUUUGCUGGCAUGACAAUCAGCCUCACCAUCUCGACCAGCAGCCUCAAUCUGUUGGCCUCUGACUGCAAACAGAUAAUCGCCAAUCAUCACAUGCAGUCCAUCUCCUUCGCCUCUGGAGGAGACCCAGAUACGGCUGAGUACGUAGCAUAUGUGGCCAAAGACCCAGUCAACCAGAGAGCAUGUCAUAUCCUGGAGUGCUCAGAGGGUUUGGCCCAGGAAGUCAUCAGCACCAUCGGCCAGGCCUUUGAACUACGUUUUAAACAGUACCUAAAGAACCCACCUAAACUGGUCACCCCUCAUGACAGAAUGGCUCCGUUUGACGGCUCUGCAUGGGAGGAAGAAGAUGAUGAGACUGCUCCGCCUCCUGAUGUCCCUUACUAUAAUAAUUUCCCUGGAAAACAGCCUCCCCCUGGUGGACUGAUUGACAUGAGGACCCGCCCAGGGGCCACGCUGCCUUAUGGACAGCCAGGUCAGAAUGACAUUCACAAGCAGCCUCUGCCGCCUCUACCAGUGGGUGCCAAAGAGGGGGGACGGGAACUGUUCGAUGACCCUUCAUACGUCAAUGUGGAUAAACCCCGCCCCCCAGUUGCAGCAAAUGGAAACGCUCACAGAGACGCUUUUGACAUGAAGCCAUUUGAUGAUGCCCUGGGGGUCUCUGGGCACGGUGGCCCAAGCUCAGUGACAGCAGCGCCUCCUCUGGUGCAGCAGUUGCAGUGUGAGGCCUGGUUCCAUGGUAGCUUAAGUCGCAGGGAAGCAGAGAGGUUGCUGACCCGCGAUGGUGACUUCCUGGUGCGGGAGUCUGGGACCACGCCCGGACAGUACGUCCUCACAGGACAGCAGGGGGGUCAGCCCAAACACCUGCUACUAGUCGACCCAGAAGGAGUGGUCCGUACAAAAGACCAUCGGUUUGAAAGUGUGAGUCACUUGAUCAGUUACCACAUGGACAACAGGCUCCCCAUCGUAUCAGCUGGAAGCGAAGUGUGUCUGCAACAGCCAGUUGAGCGCAGGGCCUGACGUUCCACAGACCAAUGAAAUACUCCACCAAAUAUACACACACUCCCACUGCAAAUCAACACAAGACAUCAUAUGCUAUAACACACACAGCAACACUACACUCAACACACUCAAACAUACACAACAGUACAUAUGCACACACACAAAGCAAAGAAAGCCAAAAAAAAAGAAAAAAAAAUCACCAGUUUUUCUGCAGAAUCACUUAAUUGCUGCUGUUGCCACAUGUUCCUGUCCUUUCUGAAAGCCAAACUGUGAUAUGCAGUCCCUCCUCGACCCCAACGACUAUCAGGCGCAUCCCUCCACAACGGAGAAGUACUGCUGCAAUUUCUCAACAGCCUACUGUGAACCAGGGAGGAACCCUUUCCUUAUUUCAGAACGGGGCAGAAAACAAAUGCAAUUUUUUUUUAAAGAAAAAAAAUCUUAACAUUCGAUUAUGAAAAACAAAAAAACAGAACACUUUACUAAUACAAGGAAUUGUGUACAAAAAAAUAAUGGAACUGAAGAGUGAAGAAAGGAACAUAAAUGGGACAUGGAAUCGGAUUUUCUGUGCUUUUAAGCAUGUGUUCUUUCAUUCAGGGGAAAUGAUUUCCCUCCUCAGACUGUCGCUGGAGCGUAUUAAGCAAAACGCAAACUGGAUGGUAAUGGUUUUUUGUUGUAGAGACUGAACCCGGCUCAAACACAAACACUCCCUUCGGGUGUCACUUGAGCACUUCAGCAGCAAACAAGACUUUGACAUAAUUCUGCGUGGUGAAUAUGCAUAAACGAGUUUGCUUCCAAUCUAAUCAGGAGUGUCACCUUACCCCCACCUACUCCCCUAUGAAAGACUUUUGAACUUUGACCCCUGGAGUGAUAAAGAACGCCUGUAUGCAAAACUGGGACUGCUAUGCCAAUGACCAUCAUAUAUGUUGUUUUUUUUUUUCCAUCUGAUAUCUUGGGACUCAUUAGUGAUUGGACAUUAGGAGUUCAGGAGGAUCUAAGCGGCUGUUUGGCCCUAAUCCCUCUAAAAAGACAGAUACACAUUCACCUUUACUCCACACACAGGCUGCACCACCUGUCAUGCCAAAGAACAUGAACUUGGUUGCUAACAGCAGAGGAAGCCAUGAUAAUUAUCAACAGUUAUUUAUCUUGUGUGCUUACAGCAGUGGGAACUUAUUGAGAAAGACAUGCACAUAAAAAUAAGCCUGUUUUAGAUUGAAGAAGAAUCUGGAUUGUGCCUGAAUACAUCAUCAAAAAGGCAAUUUUUUUUAAAAAUUUUUUUAUUUUAUUAAAGUGCAUUGAUGUCACCCACAAACACAAUAACUACUACAUUUUGAGAAUUAUAGACCAGAUCAUUUUGACCUAUUGCUUUUCUGCUGACACCUUAGUAUGUGUUUGCAUUGACAAUCUAUGGGUUAUAUCUUUACAGAGUAUUCUGUGAAGAAAACGGAAAGCAGAGGAGAGUUGUUUGAGGAGACCCCUUUAAACAGUGGCCAAUCAUGUGUUGUAAUGUUGAGCAGUCUAAGCAAUGAAUUUCCCUCUGCAAAAAUGAUGCACAGUGUGUCAUAGUAACCGCUUUGGUAAUUUUUGUGUAUUGUGAUGUUGCUUUACUUUAUAAUCACUUGAGGGAAUCAUUUUUAAAACCUUGUAUAUCAAAUGAAGUGGGUCUGGGGUAACUGAACAUGAGGACAUACAUGCUUUUGGAGCAUUGCUAACGAGGAAAUGUUAAGCCAAAUGCUGCUCCUCAGUGUGCUGUUUUCAUAUACUGUCAAGGAUCUGGAGGGAGAAGUUCACACUAUAGUUUUCUCCUUUCCUCUUCCUCCUCCCUCAAUCCAUGGUGUUGUUUUUUAUAUCUUUUUAAUCGUGCCUUGUUUCUUCAAUGCAGUCACGUCACUUCAAUGCAGUCACCUUAUGUACUUAAUUCUAAUGUAGUCGACUACAGGAGAAUCUUACACAAGCCUCUCAGUUAAACAACAAAGACUCUGCAAAAAUGACACUCCAGUAAACACACACAAACAGAUCCAGUGAUGGCAAUCUCCUCUGAUGCACAUUCUUGCAUUCAGCUUAUAGUCACAGAUACUUGAUGUCACCAUAGGGGGGAGGGGGGGGAUUUCCUGAGCAUCUGUAAAUAACAUCAGUUUUUUGACUGUUCAGCUUAGUAUCAGAUUAUUGUUUCCAUAGUUGUAUAUUUAAAAACUUAUUUAAUAAGUAACACCGAGCCAGACACCACAGCACUGAGGUAGCUCUUAAAGCCAACUGAACUUGUCAAAGAGAUUGUGGCCAAACUCCUGAAAUACGAGAGGGGAUCUUUCAACUUAAACCUUAACUGUCAACUAGUCCUCAUACCCUGUAGUGGGCUCACAUGUAAUCUAACAUGCACACGCAUACCAGAGUGACAGCUGGGUCAGUCAGACACUCACACUCUGCCUGUUUGGCUGUUUGUGGGUUAGAGAUAGGAAAAUCAAAAGCUUGAAGUCCUGCUAUUGCUGUGUGCGCCUCUUAUAAGUGUGCGUGCAUGUGUGUAUGUGUGUGUGUGCUGGAACAGACCCACCUGACCCUCUGCAUCAUUAGUGACCUCGUCCCGUGUUAACAUCGUUCAUCACAGUUGCCUUUGUUGCAUGAAAAUCCUUUCAAAUUUUUCUCUUGUUUGUUGUUGGUGAUGGUGAUAGUGUUGAUGAUGCUGUUGUACUUUUUCAUUUGUGUUUUUUGAAAGCCAAAGGUUACUUUCAGAUAGUGUGCACAGAUAUUGAUUUUUACUUUAUAUAUUUCUGUUUUAAUACUUUUUUUGUUUUUAGGGAAACAUGUCUGUUUACACCUGUAUCUGAAAAUAUAGAUUGCAUAUAUAAAUACAUAUAUCAUUCA